CUGAUGUUUUCUCUUGAAUUCUCUUUUUUCUUACAUGCCUCUCUAUACUUUGUAAACAUAUUUCUAAUUAAUUAUUUUCUCAUGAACUCUCACUUAAAUAUUUUACUUCAUAUAUAGUUUAUGGUUCGAAAACCCUAGAAGCUAGCCCUUGCACUUGCAUGCAGUUUGUAAAAUCACUAGCAUUUCCUUAAAACAUCAACAAAAUGUUGAAAGGAGUGAAUCCAAACCAUCUCAGAAAUUUUUAUAAUUCAGGUGAGAAUCCAAUUUCAGUGCUGAAAUUAACUCCAGCCCGAUACGAUAGCAUUGAUGAUGAAAUUUACAGCACCGAUGAAUUCCGAAUGUAUGCUUACAAGAUCAAGAAAUGCACUAGAACCCGCAGCCACGACUGGACGGAGUGCCCCUACGCCCACCGCGGCGAGAAGGCGACACGUCGGGACCCAAGAGAGGUGCCCUACACGGCCAUUGCUUGCCCAGAAUUUCGCAAUGGACACUCUUGCGAAUUUGCUCAUGGAGUUUUCGAGUAUUGGCUUCAUCCUUCACGUUACCGAACACGUGCAUGCAAUGCAGGACGUUUUUGCCAACGUAAGGUUUGCUUUUUUGCUCACACACCUGAGCAACUCAGGCCUCAGAACAAAUAUACUUGUCCUCUUGUGUACAGGGCACGAAUGAAUGGUCAUGAGAAUGGGAUCUUUGGUUUUGGAUCGAGCAGAGAAGAUGGUGCCACGUCGCAUCCAACGUUGGGGUCCCUGUCACCCAUGGCUAUCAGGAUGGAUGGUAGGAGUUAUUUUGAUGGGGCUUCAGAUUUCUUGAAUAGUUUGAGAAAUUCAAAGAUUGCUGAUGAAAACGAUCAUGAUCAAGAAAUUAGGGCUCUUAAGAGAAGCGGGAUCAGUGAAUUGGAUUUGGAAUUGCCACAUAUUGAUUGGAUUUCAGAGCUGGUGAAGUGAUGUGACUGUUGAUGAAUCGAAGAGAGCUAGGGUUAAGGGAUAUUUUCCAAGAUUCGAAUGUAUGCUCAGAGUAAUUAAAUAUGGUAUCAUCUUGUGGGUAAAUCAAUGAUACCCACAAUAAAGUGAGUGAUUGGAAUAGUAUUUGCUCUCUUCUUCUUC
Messenger RNA from Populus trichocarpa (black cottonwood), 1103 nucleotides. Its product is annotated as zinc finger CCCH domain-containing protein 54. The record is from RefSeq and is a predicted model, not a curated record. Lineage: Eukaryota; Viridiplantae; Streptophyta; Magnoliopsida; Malpighiales; Salicaceae.